Molecule: messenger RNA, 1499 nt
Organism: Paramecium sonneborni
Lineage: Eukaryota; Ciliophora; Oligohymenophorea; Peniculida; Parameciidae
Source: the annotation of a GenBank genome assembly
AUGAAUUAAUUGUUUGAACUUUUAGAUAAUUAUGAUGAUAAAGAAAAGGAGAUCAUUGAAUUGUAAAUAUCGCAUGCUAUUCAAGUCUUAAUUCAAAUAAAAAUAAUAUGAUGGAUUUUUUGAAAUUAGUAAUUGAAACCCCUAGUAAUCUUCAUCCAAAGUAUAUCUAAAUCCUUUAAUUAGAUAUCCUUUUAUUGUUAGUGAAUUGAUGUUUGGAAGUUAUGAACAAUUACUGCAAAUAAUGUUUGAAUGGGAUGGAGAACCAAUUUAAUAUUUGCUGACAUUCUUCAAUUAUCCAUAAAAUGACACUUCAUGUGGUUAUUUUGAAAAAAUGAUAAGACCAUUAAUUUUACUAAAAUCAAAUGAGAUGAAACCCUUUUUAGAGAUAUGUAAAUGGAUUUAAUUCAUAGAUUAAGAAUCUAUUCAAAAUAUAUUCUCAACAAUUUUGGCAUGCAGUAAUUUGGAAGAAAAUUUCAAAUAAGAACUUUUAGGAAUGCUUUUAAAUUAAAAAAAUAUAAGCGAAAAUGUUUUUCGACUUCUAAUUAAAUACACAGAUUUAUUUUAUUAAUAUGUGAAUCAACAUUAAGAAAUUAUUGAAGUUAUUUGCAAUUAAUCACCUCCUACAUUUCAUUAAUUAUGCACUAUUGAAUUAUUUAUGGGAUGGAAUUUACUAAAUAUGAAUUGGUUUUAUAAUCAAAUAAAUUAUCUAUAAUAAUUAGUUUAUAAAAAUUUUGAUCUAUCCUAUUCUACAAUGAAUUUUUUGUAUAAAUCUUAAGGGCUUACAGAAAUAGAUUUAAAAAUAAUUCAUAUAUUAACUUAGACUUUGACAAGACCUGAAACAAUUAAAUUUCAAAAUAUUUUAUUAGAAUUAUUAUUAAAAUAUGAAUGGAAUAAUAAUUUAUAAAAUAUAGCAGUAAAUAUGUAUUAAUAGAUGUCAUAAGAGGAAACACCACAUAAAUAAUAUGUAAUUAUUUAUUUUUAUAUUUAGUUUCAAUCAAUAAUAAGUGAUUUUAUAACAACAAAUAAUAUAAAUUUUGAUAAAGUUGAAUUUGGAUUAAAAAAUAAAAUACCAAGAGGUUAUAGGUGGGUAUUUACAAAAAUCGUUAAAUUUUUUUCUUUGAAUAUUAUAGAAGCAUAAGAGAUAUGUACUUUAGAGGGAAAAUAUAUAUUAAAUAUAGAUCCAUCUAAUAAUAGAGAGAAAUAAUCUAUAAAUAUUUUAGAGAAGUUAUCAGAAAGAAGAACAUAAUGGGCUAAAAGAAUUUAAGAAGAAGAAAUAUAAAAACAUGAAGAAAAAGACUAAAUUUAAAUAGAAGAAGAAGAAGAAGAAAAUUAAGAAAAUUAUUAGUUUUUCUAACCUAGAAAUAGUUUUGGUGUAAAACCAAUAAUAAAUGCUGAGGAAAUGGAAGAUGAAAUUCCAAUAAGAGGAAGAUCCAGUUGUUAAUUCAAAUAAGAUGAUUCAGAUUGAUUUGUUAAUUUUUGUUUUUUUAAUAUGAUUGCCA